AUGAUAACUCUGCCGAUCCAAGAGGCCAAGAAAGGAAAAAUUGAUUUACUACUGGACUCAGGCGCGACCCUGACGUUAAUUAAAGUAGGUAAUUUGAAAGAAAAAACGAUGGUGCAAGAAGAAAAAUUAGCGCUGAUCGGCGUAACCGGACACCAGAUCCACACGACUGGAAAAAUAAAGGCGACACUGGACCUUGGGAACAAGAAAAUACGCCACACUAUGUACGUGGUGAAAGAUGACUUCCCGAUCGAGUACGAAGGGAUACUCGGAAACGAUUUCCUAACGAGACACAAGGCCGAUAUCUCCAACACGUCAAAGCAACUGAAAAUAGCGGUGAUUAUACCGUCAGACGUGACACCCGUCGAAUUUAAAUGCCCGAUAAGUGUACUAAACGUGACGGACAAGCCGGUCGAGAUACUCACACCACACGUAACAUUAGAAGACAUGCCGGUGAAUGACUCCGCCGACGUGCUCACGUUACACGCGACCGAGGAACGCGAGUCCGUUACCGCACGACACGAGAAAUUACGCGAACAAUUACAGACCGAGCAUUUAAACGACGAAGAGCGAAAAGAACGCGCCAGUGAACGUGACGCCAUCUCACGACCAUAUCGGUUACCGGAGAAGCAUAGAGCCAAAGUCAAAAGACAAAUUCAGAAGAUGCUGGACGACAGAAUAUCACCAAACCCGUCCAAGCUACAAGCGGUAAAAGAAUUCCCGACACCCAGAAAAGUCAAAGACAUUCAAUCUUUCUUCGGUCUAGCUGGAUAUUACCGCAUAGAAAACUUCUCAAAGAUAGCAAAGCCUUUAACACGGCUUACGAAGAAAGGAAAAAAAUUUAAUUGGUCAGUGGAACAGCAAAACGCGUUCGACCUAUUGAAAGAGAAAUUAACGACGGCGCCCGUAUUGAAUUACCCUGAUUUCGACAAGGAAUUCUUAAUGACGACGGACGCAUCAGAUUACGCCAUCGGAGCCGUGCUGUCACAAGAGCCAGUAGGCCAGGACCGACCAAUCGCUUACGCCAGCAGA
Temnothorax curvispinosus is the source of this 1029-nucleotide messenger RNA. RefSeq lists its product as uncharacterized. The annotation marks the transcript as partial. The transcript has 3 exons. Gene Ontology annotation, biological process: proteolysis. Lineage: Eukaryota; Metazoa; Arthropoda; Insecta; Hymenoptera; Formicidae. Gene Ontology annotation, molecular function: aspartic-type endopeptidase activity. The record is from RefSeq and is a predicted model, not a curated record.